Messenger RNA from Aspergillus japonicus CBS 114.51, 1389 nucleotides. RefSeq names its product SGF11 family protein. The transcript is spliced from 3 exons. NCBI's taxonomy places the organism in Eukaryota, Fungi, Ascomycota, Eurotiomycetes, Eurotiales, Aspergillaceae. The coding region runs from base 208 to 1200 and encodes 330 amino acids. The record is from RefSeq and is a predicted model, not a curated record.
CGAUCCGCAUCCGUCGGCGACCAAAGAAUUCCGGAUCAAAACUCGCUCGAACAGUACAUACAACCUGCAUGAAGCUAUAGCAUCAAAGCUCUUGGGGCUUUGUUUUGCACGAAGACGGACUUUGCCAUACUGGUCGACCUUUUGGGAGAGCCAAGCACACAAAUUGGAGUAGGAUACGUUGGUAUCAAGAACACACAAAUUACAACGAUGGGCGAGUCAAAAGGGGCUGAGGAACGUGGAUCCUCUUUCCCUCCAGGGACGAUAGCGAAACUAACCUGUGAAAUCCUCAAUGACACAUUCUACAACAUCAUCCAUGACAUAGUCGCCAAAGUACAUCGCGAUGAGAAGGUUUCCCGCAUGCGUUCCGCGGUCGUUGCUGCCCGACAGAAGGCAGAUGAGGAGGCGACCAGGCGUCGCGAAGAAAGCGGGAAACCGGCCAGCGCGUUCAAGCCAGGCGAUCUCGAUUUCGAGGAACUCAAGGACAUUCGUGUGGAAACCGACGGGGCCAUUUUCGACGAGGGCAAGGUCUACUUGAAGGGCAACCCUCUACAAACCACCAAGGAUAUCAUUUGUCCUGAUUGCCGGCUGCCGCGCCUCUUGUACCCUGUGACAGGCGUCGGGGCUCGUGCCCCUCCCGACCCGUACCGCGAGUACUGCCAGAAGCAGCCGACGAUCAGCAAACCUGGCCACGACGUCAACGGGAACCCAUUCGUGACGGACAAGGUAAAACCUCAGAAGAAGAAGCAAGUCACCACCUCGAAUACCCCCGGGUCGAGCCCACCCACGACCCCCGACGGCUCCUUCAAGCAGGCUGCGCCGGAAAGGAUAUCGUUCCCAACGGUGAAGUGUCCGAACUGCCCAAGAUACUUUGUCGUGACCCGCGUGGCGCAGCAUCUGGACCGCUGCUUGGGCAUCUCCGGCCGACCACUGGGUGGCCGCAACAAGACCCCCUUGGAGAACACCAACACCGGCAACAGCACGCCCACCUCCGCUCCGCCCAAACGGCCCCUGAUCGACGACGAUGGCCCGCCGACCAUGAACAAGAAGAAGAAACUCGGUCCUCCGAAGAAGCUGGCGGGGAAGAAGCCCACCCCUCCGAGCAGCAAGCUCAAGAACGGAUUAACACCGGACAUGGCCGCUGCAGAUGAUGCAUUCGGUGAGCCCGAUAUCAAAAGCGAAGCCAACGGGGACAAUUCUUGACAGGGACGCGGGGGUUCACCUUUCUUUUGUUCUCUGUUCUAUAAUCCCGAUCUCUGUUGUUCAUUUGACCCCCCUUCCCCACCACUUUCACCUCAAAUACCUCCUUUCUACCUUUUACUUUUGCCCCCAAACCCCCUUCAUCCUUGGCAAGACUCCUUCCUUUCUGCAUCGCGAAAAGAAAACCCGAGA